UUGAACGCUCGGCGGGAGGCGAUGGUGGUUGACGGUGCCCCCUCCUCCCCCUCACGGGGGCGGCCCGACAGCAACUCGAGCCCCGAGGCGUGCGGCCUGAGCGCCGGGCAGCUGCAGCGGUACCGCGAGUGCGUGGCCCGGGCCAAGGAGCAGGCGCGGGCGGGCGAGCUGCAGGCGGCGCUCGGCCUGCUGACCGAGGCGCUGGCGCUGCGGCCGAGCGAGCGGCUGGAGCGGCGGGUGCAGCGGGUACAGGAGGCGCUGGCGGCGCAGGAGGGCGAGGACGAGGAUGAGUGGGUGCCGGUGGACGGCUGCGAGCUGCGCCUCUACCGCCAGCUCUUCGAGCGGCUGCACCCGCACCAGCGGCGCGGCGUGGCCUUCCUGCACCGCCUGUACGCCGAGCAGCGCGGCGGCGGCAUCCUGGCCGACGACAUGGGCCUGGGCAAGACGGUGCAGCUGCUCGCCUUCCUCUCGGGCAUGUUCGACGCCGGCCUGGUGCACUGCUGCCUGGUGCUGAUGCCCGCCUCCCUGCUGGCCAACUGGCUGGCCGAGUUCGCCACCUGGACGCCGGGGCUGCGAGUCAAGGCGUUCCACGGCUCAAAGGUGGAGCGGAGCAGGAACCUGGAGAGGGUGCAGCGCAAAGGAGGGGUGAUCAUCACCACCUACCAGCUGGUGAACUACAACCUGGACCAGCUUUCCCACCUGGACGGCAGGCGGUUCACCUGGGACUACAUGGUCCUGGACGAGGCGCACAAGAUCAAGUCCCAGCUGAGCAAGACCACCAAGCAGGUCAACGCCGUACCAGCCAAGAACCGGGUGCUGCUGACAGGCACCCCCGUGCAGAACAACCUGCAGGAGAUGUGGACCCUCUUUGACUUUGCCUGCCAGGGCUCGUUGCUGGGGCCCCUGAAGACCUUCAAGUCAAUGUACGAGAACCCCAUCACCAGGGCGAGGGAGAAGGAUGCCACCCCCCAGGAGAAGGCGCUGGGACUUCGCAUCUCGGAGAGCCUCAUGCGACUGAUCCAGCCUUACUUCCUGCGGCGGACAAAGGAGGGCAUUCAGAUGCGGGGGGGACUUCUGGGGACUGAAUCCGAGGGGCAGGAGUCCCCACCCUUGGGUGAGAUACUGUGGUUGAGCAGGAAGAAUGACCUGAUUGUGUGGAUCCACCUCAGCCAGAUCCAGGAGGAGAUCUACAGGAAGUUUGUGUCGUCCGAGCUGAUUCGGGAGCUGCUACAGACCAAGCUCUCCCCCCUGGUCCAGCUCAACAACCUGAAGAAGCUUUGUGACCACCCAAGGCUGCUGUCCAAGAGGAUCUGGGAGGAGCUGGGGCUGGGCGGGGGCACAGAGGCUGGAGAUGGCUAUGACAUCCGCCAGGUCUCCAACGAGCUACUGGUGCAGGAGUCGGGCAAGCUGGUCUUCCUGCUGGGGCUGCUGGAGAGGCUGCAGGAGGAGGGCCACCGGACCCUGGUCUUCUCCCAGUCGAGGAAGAUGCUGGACAUCAUCCAGCGGGUUCUCACUACCCGGGGCUUCCAGCUGGCCCGCAUGGAUGGCACCAUGGCCUUGCCAGAGCGCCAGAAGGUAGUGGAAAACUUCCAGCGCCGUCCCAACUGCUCGGUCUUCCUGCUCACCACCCAGGUGGGAGGGGUGGGCCUCACCCUCACGGCUGCCGACCGGGUGGUGAUCAUCGACCCCAGCUGGAACCCCGCCACCGACGCCCAGGCCGUGGACAGGGCCUACAGGAUCGGGCAGACCGCCAACGUGGUGAUCUAUAGGCUGGUCACCUGCGGCAGUGUGGAGGAAAAGAUCUACAGGAGGCAGAUCUUCAAAGAUUCCCUGAUCCGCCAGUCAGUCGGGGAGAGGAAGAAUCCCUUCCGAUACUUCAGCAGACAAGAGCUGAGGGAACUGUUCGUGCUGGAGGACACCAGGUACUCGAGCACGCAGAGGCAGCUGCAGACUGUGCACGCCAGCCAGCGGGAGAUGGACGCGGAACUGGGGCAGCACAUCGCCUUCCUGCACGGCCUGCCCAUGUUCGGCGUGACACACCACAACCUCGUCCAUUCACAGGAUGUGGCGCCGGACGAGGAGAACCGAGUCAGCGACCCCGCCUCGCAGCAGUACAUCCAGGAGCGAGUGCAGCUGGCGCAAGAGCUGGUGGCAGUGGGGUCGCAGUCACAGAGGGAGCCGGGCUGGCUGGAUGUACCUCCGAGCCCUCUGGUCCUCAAGGGUAGAGGACGAGGAAGAACCAACCCAGAGCUGGAUUCUGGAGAGACCCCACCCCCCAUAGACUUGACGGAGCUGCCCAGCGACAGGGAGAUGGAGGACGAGGUGUCCAACCUGAGCUACAGAGAAGAGGGCAUCCCAGAGCCGGAUUCCGGAGAGACCCCACCCCCCAUAGACUUGACGGAGCUGCCCAGCGACAGGGAGACGGAGGACGAGGUGUCCAACCUGAGCUACAGAGAAGAGGGCGUCCCAGAGCUGGAUUCCGGAGAGACCCCACCCCCCAUAGACUUGACGGAGCUGCCCAGCGACAGGGAGACGGAGGACGAGGUGUCCAACCUGAGCUACAGAGGAGGCAGCGCCAUCCCAGAGCCGGAUUCCGGAGAGACCCCACCCCCCAUAGACUUGAUGCAGCUGCCCAGCGACAGGGAGACGGAGGACGAGGUGUCCAACCUGAGCUACAGAGAAGGGGGCAUCCCAGAGCUGGAUUCCGGAGAGACCCCACCCCCCAUAGACUUGAUGCAGCUGCCCAGCGACAGGAAGACAGAGGAUGAGGUGUCCAACCUGAGCUACAGAGGAGGCGGCGCCAUCCCAGAGUUGGAUUCCGGAGAGACCCCACCCCCCAUAGACUUGACGGAGCUGCCCAGCGACAGGGAGACGGAGGACGAGGUGUCCAACCUGAGCUACAGAGAAGAUGGCGCCAUUCCAAAGCUGGAUUCCAGAGAGACCCCACCCCCAUAGACUUGACGCAGCUGCCCAGUGACAGGGAGGACAGACAGCAAGGUGUCCAACCUGAGCCAUAGGUUUGCUGAUCUGCCGGUGGG
This is a messenger RNA of Pristis pectinata (smalltooth sawfish), 3038 nucleotides long. RefSeq names its product excision repair cross-complementation group 6-like (gene ercc6l). The coding region runs from base 22 to 2955 and encodes 977 amino acids. Lineage: Eukaryota; Metazoa; Chordata; Chondrichthyes; Rhinopristiformes; Pristidae. The transcript has 10 exons. Gene Ontology annotation, molecular function: ATP binding; DNA translocase activity; ATP-dependent chromatin remodeler activity. The record is from RefSeq and is a predicted model, not a curated record.